UAUUAAAAAGAAAAUUAGAACAAAUUAAUUAAGUUAUUUAAUUCCUAAUAAAUGGAAAAGGGGUCGAUAAAAAACUAUCAUAAUUACUGUGAUUUAAGCUUUUGAGUGGAGGAAAUUGUGACAUUUCAUCCUUAAUUAAAAUUGCCACAAACGUGAAUCUGUUAAAGAUAUGAAUGAUUAAUAUCUUAUAACCUUCGCCGAAUGUGCUUUUCGGCUAUGAUGCUCGAAAAACGUAUAUAUUGAAAACAAGCCUAUAAAACAGAUAACACACGUGUGCCAGUGCCAGUGUGUGUGAAUAUGCCUUAACAGCUCUAGGAGUGAACAUACCAUGUGGUGGAUCUUAUGGGUAAUAUUAACUAUCUUGGUUUGCGUGGAGUGGUUGGUGAAGUGUAAAGAAUUUCAAAUUAUACCCGGACCAAAAGGAAUUUAUAUACUUCAUAAUGCACUCGAUGUCAUUAUUGAACCAGCGAAACUGUUUUCAUAUUUAAGAACCUGGGCCAAUACUUAUAAAAGCCUCUUUAGAUUACAAUUAGGACCAGUUAAGGUUAUACUUAUUCAUAAUCCCGAAGAUAUAGAGAAAGUGAUAAAUGGAACAAAAUAUACCACUAAAGGAUUCCUUUACUACUUUAUCCAGCCCUGGUUAAAGGAAGGCAUACUUACUAGCAAAGGUAAAAAAUGGCACGCGCGAAGAAAAAUGAUAACACCGACGUUCCAUUUUAAUAUAUUGAAUAAUUUUAAGCGAAUCAUGGAACAUAAUGUUGAAAAACUCACUGACCACUUGGGAAGUGAAGUUAAUAAGCCAUACACAGAUGUUUCAGAGUUCUUACACGACUUUACUCUUCAUACUAUAUGUGAAACAGCGAUGUCUAUCAAAUUAGACGAAAAAAGCAGCGAUUUUAAUGAGUUCAAGGAGAAUAUACACAAAUUAAUACAUUACGCUGUAUACAGGGCUCAGAGGGUAUGGAUGUAUCCAGAUUUUAUUUUUAACUUAACGAAUUUGGGUCGAAAGCAACGAAAAGCUUUGGACAUUCUAGAGUCAUUCAGAUCUCAAGUAGUAAAAAAGCGGCGUGAAUGUAAAACUGAAGAUGUAUGGAUAAAUGAUGAUGAACAGUCGUCAAAGAGGAGAUUGGGGCUGCUGGAUAUUUUAUUACAAGCUGAGAAAGACGGCCUAAUUGAUAAUCAUGGAAUUUGUGAAGAAGUCGACACUUUCUUGUUUGGGGGCUACGACACAACUGCGAUUGCUUUAAAAUUUAUUAUUUUGCUACUGGCCAAUCAUAAAGACGUUCAGGAUAAAAUUAUAGAAGAAUUUAACACCAUAGUGGGCUCUUCAAAAGGUGAAAUUACAAUGGCAGACUUGGCAGAAAUGAAAUACUUGGAUUGUUGUAUAAAAGAGACUAUGAGAUUAUAUCCACCAAUACCAGCUAUUACCAGAAAUAUUGAUGAACCAUUGAACCUUCGGGGUUAUGAAAUCCCAACUGGAACGGAAGCUGUCAUUUUAAUAUACGACCUGCAUCGACGUGCGGAUCAGUUCGUUGAACCUUUGGCGUUCAAACCCGAAAGGUUUUUAGCCGAACCAACUUGGCACACCUACUCCUAUAUUCCAUUCAGCGCUGGCGCCAGAAAUUGUAUAGGACGUAAAUUUGCAAUGAUCGAAAUGAAGCUGGUCGUACUGUCAUUGCUACGACGAUUCCACCUUUUACCAGUCACAAAAACCGAAGACCUUGUAUUUGCUACGGACUAUGUUCUACAAACGACGCAACCAAUUUACGUCAAAUUUCAGGAUCGAUAUAAGGAAGCACACUAAAGUAAAUUAAAUGUCGGCUAGUUAUGUUUCACUUAAAUUUUAAUUAUUAUUAUAUAUUUGUUAUAUGAGUACAAUGUUUUUUCCUUCGAGUCAAAUUACGCUCAGCAUUUUUUAGCUUAAACAUUUAUUGUUUAGUUGUUUAAUCUAGAUAACGACGGAGUUCCGUGCUACCAUUACAAAUAUGGUUAAAAAAAAUGAGGUCCUAUUUAAGAAUUUCCGUUUGUCGCUUUAUGAGUAGAUUGGCCAAUUUUUAUUUGUUGCGUUCGUGAGUAAGAAAAACGAAUUAAAAUUUUUAGAUUGGUUAAAACAUGCCUCAUACGCCUUUACUUAGCUUCACUUAACCAAUAAAAAGAAAAAACUUCGUAACAACAUUUUAAAUAAACAAAUUAUAUUAUUAAUUAAUUAGCCAUUGAACUGCACUUGUAUUGUAUUUUAUUUGUAUGGAUUAUGCUUUAAGUGCUAGGUCACACAAUAUCCUAGAAUAUCCAUAAAAAAUAUAUUGUUGGACAAGUAAAAUACUUUUUACCCUAUUUAUGAUAAUAAAAACACAUUGAUAAUGUAGGUACUGACAAUUAAUGGCUUUUCGUCUAACUUUAUGACUGCCAUUAGACUGGAUUAUAUAGAUUA
This is a messenger RNA of Pieris napi, 2431 nucleotides long. Its product is annotated as cytochrome P450 4C1-like. NCBI's taxonomy places the organism in Eukaryota, Metazoa, Arthropoda, Insecta, Lepidoptera, Pieridae. The record is from RefSeq and is a predicted model, not a curated record. The transcript is spliced from 9 exons. Bases 329 to 1804 code for a protein of 491 amino acids. Gene Ontology annotation, molecular function: heme binding; iron ion binding; monooxygenase activity.